Paramecium tetraurelia is the source of this 801-nucleotide messenger RNA. RefSeq lists its product as uncharacterized. The transcript has a single exon. NCBI's taxonomy places the organism in Eukaryota, Ciliophora, Oligohymenophorea, Peniculida, Parameciidae. The record is from RefSeq and is a predicted model, not a curated record.
AUGUAUAUCAAUGCAUAUCAAUAAGGAAAAAUACUAAAACUGCUUUACAUUGAUUUUUAAAUGCUUGAAUCCCAACACUCAUCUCUUCCUCAAUUUUCAAGUUAAUCUCGCUUUCUCAUUUCAUAAUGUAAUCAAACCACCUACUUUCUAUAACAUAUAAGCUUGCUUCUCCAUAUUUAUUACAUAAAGUCAUAAUUUCAACAGGCAAAUUUUAUUCAUAAAAUUACUUCCACUCAAAGUGGCUCAUCUAUUCAAAAAUCCUAUGUAAAAGGAAUGUUCACGUUAUUCUCCACUCAAUAAUUCAGUUUGCAAUCAAAAUAAUAUAGAUUCCUUAUCAUUUAUAUUAUGAUGCUGGAGAUUUUAUUCCUUCAUUUCAAAUGGUAUUCCAACUCAUAUUAUGAGAUGAUAUUAACAUUCUAAAUGAUUAUUGGUAUUAGAGUCAACCUAAUGCAGCUCUAACAUUUUUAGAUUAUAUUUUGUCUGAUGAAAAGAAAUCCAUAUUCUCAAAGUUAUAUCAUCUAAGUUAACACUUUUCUUCUCUUUGUUGUGUUAUAAAUGGCUACUAUUUAGAGAUUACCAUCUAAUUAGAGGAGAAUGAGGUCUUUUUAAAAUGGUUAGAUUGAACCAUUUACUUCUAUUAUUAGUUCAGGCGUCGAUAAAAUGAGAUGCCAAUUCAGAGGAUAGUUGAUGAUGGCUUAAAGGGAUUUUGAGAGUUUUAAGGAAAUGUUUGGCCACUAGUCUGACAUUUACCAAGAAUAAUUUAAGAAUUAAAUGUUCUUAAAAUAGUUUAAAUUAGGAUGA